AUGUUCAAUAGCAGUCACCACUCGGAUCAAUGCGAAAUAAACAAUGGAUCUAGACAUUCUUCUCCUGAUAAUAAUGACAUCGUUCAUACAUUAGAUCACGGGAAACAGUAUAAAACAAAAACAUCUAUGCAACAAAAUGAUGAGUCAAGAACACUUUGUUCAAAUGAUAAUCGUCUUAAAUUUGUUGAUAUAUUAGUGUGUGGUUUAUGUCAACAAGAUUUUCAACUAAGCGAUAUUGUACAAUUUAUUCAACAUAAAAUGCGUUGUGGAAAUAAAGAAAAUAUUCCAUAUUUUAUGCAAUGUCAUCAAAAUCAUCAGAGCGAUGAAGAUAAUGAUGUCGAUGAACAAGAAGAUGUAGAAAAUACAAGAUCAAAUGAACUGACGAAAAAUCAUCAAAAAAAAAUAAACAAAUCAUCCUGUUGUAAAAUAUUGGUUGAUGCAAGUGCAAAUACAUUGAAUACAACAAUUGAGCCAUACAAUUUUGAAUGUAGUCAAUGUGGCGAUGUAUAUAGUACAGCCUGGUUUCUUAUUCAGCAUUAUCAAAAAAUACAUCAGAUAAAAAUAUACAAUACUUGCUUAAAUGAUACAUCAGUAGCUUCAUCGUCAUCAAUCAAUUCUACUCAACAUACAAAUCGUCAUUCAAAUAAUUCUUCUCUUGAUAUUGAUAUCGUGUUAUUAGCAGCAGCAGCGGCGGCCAAUUGCUUCAAGGAGACAACGCCAACAUCUUCUCGUUCACUAGCCACCACUCUUGGAACAAAUACGACUAUGGCCAAUAAUGAAAACAGUCAUCUAUUAUCACCUUCGACUCCUAGUCAUCAUUCUAUUCAUUCAUCUAAUACACCAUCAUCUUCAUCCACAUUUGCUUCAAAACAGUUAAUUGUUGCUGCACAAAUUGCAGCACAAAAUAUUUUACUUGAACAGCAACAAAAACGUAAUUCAUUAUCAAUUUUAACCAAUGAUAAUAAUUCUUCAUGUCAGAUUAACAGUGAGUGUUAUUUAACUGGAUCAAAAUCUAGUACAUAUGUAUCAUCAACAAAUUCAUUAUUAUGCUCUUCAUCGUCUAUAAACAUUGAUCAAGAGCAAGAUACAAAUCUAUCGAGCAGACAUUCAACAUCUGACAAUUGUUCUAAAACUGAUAAUGACGAAGAUCGUUUCAUAACGUCACCGUCAAAGAUCGACUAUUUUUUAACACCAAAGUCAGUCGAUCUGACAACACGAAAAAAUAAUCAGCAUCAACAAAAAUCAAAAUCGAGAAAACAUAAUCGAAAUACGACAAAAACAACAAUAAAUAGUUUAACUAAUCAUUCAGAUGAAAAAUACCAGUCAUGUAAUAAUGUUCAACGUCAUCCAAAACGUCGUCGUCCAACAGAUUCUGGAAAUAGCGAUGAUCAUGAACAAAAACAGUGUGUAGAACAUAAAAAACAACCAUCUCAUCUUCAGACAUCAGAUGUUAGUUGUACUAAUCAAAAAUUAUUAUUAUCAAAUUGUUAUGAUAAUAAUAUAUCGCAUACACGUCGAAUGUCAUUAUCAUCAGCACAUUCAAUUUGUAUGUCGUCCGAGGAUGAAACUUGUUUUCAAUUACACGAAGCAGAUAUUAAUCAUAAAAAUCGUAACAGCAAUAAAUCGUUUGGUUCAAAUUCUCAUGUUGAACAAAUUGAAAAUAAUGAUCAAUCACUAAAAAAUGAUAAUGUUACUAGUGAACAGUCAAUAUCAACGACGAUUUUAGAUAGUUUACAACGCAAAAAACAUCAACGAAAACCACCACGUUUGAAACAACAAAGUGAAACAACAAUAAGAAAAUCGAAUGAAAAUGGUUUAGCGAACAAUGCUAUAUUGAGUAUUUCAGUUAAAAAUGAACCGUAUGAUGCGGAUGAUGAUAGCGAUAAACAACAGACGAAUAAAAAAUCAGAACAUCUAGGCACAAUCGAUGCAAAAUUAUCUAUGCAAGAGGAAAAGUCUAAUAAUUUAUCAUCUAUAUUACCUGAAUCAUCUUUAACUGCAACAACACUAACACCAGCAUCAUCCAGUGUUUCGACAUCGAGUCCAUCUUAUUAUUGGCUUCAUGAAGCAUUUCGAACAUUAUUGCCCACAUCUGCAGGAAAUCAAGCUAUUUAUCCUAAUUUUUCAGAUGCAACAUCAUCUAAUAAAUUAUCACCGUAUAGAAAUACGGCAACAUUUUCAUCACCACAUAUAAGUGAGUUAAAAAAAAAUGUUAAAAUCAAAACUUCCAUGCAUCCUUUAUUUUUUAUUAUAGAUCAGUAUGGAUUAUUAUCCACGUCAAGUGGUACAGUAUCAUCAAAUACUAAUAACAGCCCAUUACUAUCAUCGAGUUCGUAUUUGUCUGCGAUUGCAAAUCACAAUAAAUCACCAACAAACUCAUCUCCUACAUCUUUGCACAGUGGUAGCAUCAGUAAAGAGUCAAUUUUAAUAACAACGGCAACAUCAUCAACACCUACGAGCACUUGUUCUACUCCACUUUUGUCUAAUUGUAAUUCAAAUGGCGCUACAACACCAAAUAAUGGCACUAAAAGUGGAGAUAUGACACAAACAUCUUUAUCAACAAUUAGUUCAAAUUCAUUAUUACAGCAGCAAAGAAUAAAGCGUGAACGACGAAAUGAUACAUGUGAAUUUUGUGGAAAAGUGUUUAAAAAUUGUAGCAAUCUUACUGUACAUCGUCGCUCUCAUACAGGAGAGAAGCCGUACAAGUGUGAGUUAUGCAAUUAUGCAUGUGCUCAAUCAUCAAAGUUAACACGUCAUAUGAAAACACAUGGUCGCGGUGGAACCGAAGCAUUUCAUUGUCGUUAUUGUACAAUGCCAUUUUCUGUUGCAAGUACAUUAGAAAAACAUAUGAGAAGAUGUGAUAAAAAUCCACAAAUAUUAGCGGUUUUUAAUCAACAAGCAGUAGAUAAAGCUGGUAUGGGUGGAUAUUCAUCACAGGUCGAUUUAUUAUCAACAACAGUCACACAAAAUCGAACGUCAAUGAUGAAUGAUCAAAUUAAAAGUGAAUUUUGCAUUGAUACAUCAACAAUGAGCGAAGAUGAUAACGAUGAAGAGGAAGAGGAAGAGGAACAGAUAGAAGAUGGUAACAAUCAUCAAAUAAUCGAAGAAUCAUAA
Molecule: messenger RNA, 3114 nt
Organism: Didymodactylos carnosus
Lineage: Eukaryota; Metazoa; Rotifera; Eurotatoria; Philodinida; Philodinidae
Source: the annotation of a GenBank genome assembly